This is a messenger RNA of Danio rerio (zebrafish), 2547 nucleotides long. NCBI's taxonomy places the organism in Eukaryota, Metazoa, Chordata, Actinopteri, Cypriniformes, Danionidae. The record is from RefSeq and is a predicted model, not a curated record.
UCCCAGCCUGCGCUGCUGCUGCUCCACAGAGAAUGAUGGGAUAGUGGAGGACACACAGCAGAUUCUGCACACACUCUCUCUCACACACACACACUUCAUUUACACCAUUCUCUAUCUCUGUUCUUCUGUGUGUGUGUUUAGGCGCGCGCGCGUGAAUGUGUCAAAUGCGAGGCCGCGGCCGCGCGCGUUCCGCGUUCAGCACUGAAGAGGGUUUAAUUUGUUUAAACAACACACAUAUUCCCAUCACAGCUCAUUUACACGCUGUCCCUGAGCUCCUCAAACACACCACUGCAGUAUUAGUGGGAGCUACAUGAACACAACAUGGCAGUUUUGAGUAUUUUCCCGCUGCAGCGUCUUAAAUGCUUCUUUUAAAAUGUAUUUUUGUGGUUAAUUAAAGAUAGAAAUGUUGGCUAGAGCUGUAAUGUGCAACUGUUUCUCAAUAGGAAAGUGUUUAAAUUGUAAGUGUUAACUGUUAUGAGGUUGUUAAUGGAUUGUGUCUGCUUUUGGUAAACACACAUAUGUUCACAUAAGUUUAAUUUUUAGUACAUGGUUAAGGCCCCGUCCACACGUAUGUUGUUGAUAACCGGACGUUUCCCUACGUGGUUUGUAUCGGUCACUGAAACAUCACUUAAUAACUCUGAAACAUUACUUAGCGAACUCUUGCCAGUGUGGAGUGUCGUCAUGUAGCUGUUUUGAAUUGUUACGUUGUUUUCGCUGUUUUCUUUACACGUUUACUUGAUUCGUUAACCUUCUGGAACUUGUGCGGAAAAUCCAAUUGACGCGAAUUCCACAAGAUUACGACAAGCAUUCUGCAUCGCUUCACAAUGAGAUCAGCGUUGUGAUGGAGGGGCUGGGGCUUCAGGCUGUGGCUCUGAGCGACGGAUCCACUGCUUUUAUCCAGCAGAGCAUCAGCGAUGGGAGUCUAGUAGAAGGAAACACCAUUCAGCUGGAGGACGGGACGACCGCAUACAUUCAACACGUCAGCGUCCAGCAGAAAGAGUCAUUGGCGUUUGAGGAUGGUCAGGCCGUUCAGUUGGAGGACGGAACCACCGCCUUCAUCCACCACACGCCUAAAGAAGGGUUCGACCCUGGCGCAGUGGAGGCGGUUCAGCUGGAGGAUGGCAGCACCGCUUAUAUCCACCAUCAGCCAGGGGGCGCUGUGGAGAUGAGCGCAGACACCAUCGCCACGCUGGAGAACUACGCCAGCAAGCUGACGGGGUCAGAGGUCGAGGCCGACGACAACAUGGAGAAUGCGAAUGGAGCGGAGCAGACCAGCAUUCAGCUGAUGUUCGAGGGGAAGGUCUGGAGCUCAAGUAAAGUCCAGCAGGUCACAGACAGAAGUUUCCGCUGUGAACACCCGGGCUGUGGGCGAUACUACACCACCGCGCACCAUCUGAAGGUUCACGAGCGCUCACACACUGGGGACCGGCCGUACCGCUGCGAGGUGCACUCCUGCGGGAAAGCCUUCGCCACCGGCUAUGGCCUGAAAAGCCACCAGCGCACACACACCGGAGAGAAACCCUACAAAUGCCCUGAAGACAUGUGCUAUAAAGCAUUCAAGACCUCCGGGGACCUGCAGAAACACGUGCGCACACACACCGGCGAGAAGCCCUUUAAAUGUCCAUUUGAGGGCUGUGGACGCUCCUUCACCACCUCCAACAUCCGGAAGGUUCACACACGUACACACACUGGCGAAAGACCUUAUCUGUGCCCAGAGCCGUCCUGCGGUAGAGCGUUCGCCAGUGCCACCAACUACAAGAACCACAUGAGGAUACACACAGGUGAGAAGCCGUACCUGUGCACAGUCCCCGGCUGCGGGAAGAGUUUCACAGAAUAUUCCAGUCUUUAUAAGCAUCAUGUGGUCCACACACACUGUAAGCCGUACACCUGCAGCCACUGCGGGAAAACCUACAGACAGACGUCCACGCUGGCCAUGCACAAACGCACCGCACAUGGAGACUUCGACACCACAGAGGACGAUGCAGAGGUGUUGGACGGGUCGCCGCAGGAUGUCGGGCACAGCGAGCCUGAUGCUGACAUCGCCAUGGAAACCAACGACAUCAUCAGCUCACACCUGCAGGUCCUCGGCACCGCCGUCACCAUGGUUACCCAGGAUGGAUCCACCAUCUCUGUUCCUGCCCAGCAGAGCCACAGCGGCGGGCAGCAGGUCACCAUGCUUACAGAUGGCAAAGAGCUGCAGCCGGUUGCCAUAGUAACAUCAGACGGUAUCAUGACUGAAGUGAACUCGUCGGCAUACCAGCAGGUGGCACUGUUAGCCACGGAAAACGGCACGCAGAUCGCAGUACAGUUAGAAGAUCAACAGACGUUAGAGGAGGCAAUCACCAUGGCAACAGCAGCAAUCCAGCACAGUGGACUGACCUCAGAUCAGUGAUGGAUGAAAACACAGACUGGAUGAACAGCGUUUUAAUGUGUAGUGUGUGUGACGGAGAGUGUCUGGAGUUAUUUUGUACCUGCUUUGAGGCAGUAGGAUUAAAACAUGCUGAAAAUAAAGAUGUAUAUUUGUUAAUAAAGACACUUUAUGCAGUU